Messenger RNA from Syngnathus typhle (broad-nosed pipefish), 1499 nucleotides. RefSeq names its product family with sequence similarity 167 member Ab (gene fam167ab). The transcript is spliced from 2 exons. Bases 1 to 561 code for a protein of 186 amino acids. NCBI's taxonomy places the organism in Eukaryota, Metazoa, Chordata, Actinopteri, Syngnathiformes, Syngnathidae. The record is from RefSeq and is a predicted model, not a curated record.
AUGGAAGUCUCCCCGGCCAAACCGAUGGCUUGCGAGGAGGCGGAGAGACAACGGGAAGACGACCAUCUUCUCACCCUGAAGGCCUUGACGGAGAAACUGAGACUGCAGACCAGGAGACCUUCUUACCUGGAGUGGAAAGCCAAGGCGGAGGCGGAACGUUUCCGCGGCUCGGGUAGCGGGGAAGCGGCGGGACGCAAAGCAGGGGACUCCGCCGUCAUCCGCUGCCAGUUGCCGUCGGGGCUGCUGAAGACCUUCGAGACCGUCGACGAGGCUCUCGGCUGGCUCAGGAGAGAACUGAGCGACAUGCGCCAGCAGGACCAGCAUCUAGCCAGUCAGCUGGUCGGUCUGCGCGGCGACAUCAGCGAGCUGCGGAUGGAGCGGGCGUGCCAGCGGCACCGCCGCAUGCUCAACGACGCCACCUACGGGCUGGAGGAGCGCGACCAGCUGUCCGACCUGCCCUACGAGUGCCCCGUCACGCCCGGCCUGGGCCUCUCGGCGCCCCUGCGGCUCAUCGGCGUCACCAAGAUGAACAUCGACUCGCGUCGCUUCUCGCUGUGCUAGCCCAAGAUGAUAGUGGAGCCGAGAGAAGCUAACGCAAGGUUGUCUUUGAGAGCAAAUGAGAACACAGCGUCACAUCUGAGACACAUCGUAUCGUUAGUUAUUUAACAUUUCAUAAAGUCGUGGCGACGGUAAAGUGCCAGAACAAUCCCGUGGGCGCGGACAAAAGGGAUUAAGGAUUAACGUUAUUUGGCCAAUUAGGACGCCUUCAACGCCGCGCCGUUGACAAUUCCUUUCGCUCGCUCAGCGUCCAAUUAAGAUGUGGAAAUUCCAGGCAAUAGGAACGGCCAUUUUCCGUUGCCGUUCGAGGCCGCUUGGGGUGGCCCACUCGCAGCCAGCCCACUUUUCUACCUUUUGGAGAUUAGCAAAUAGGAAGCGUGACUCCAGCCAAGCGGCCGACUUUGAUGGCAUUAGGAAACGUGGCUGCGAUUUCAGCCAUCGCCGUCAGGACGCCAGAGUGGAUCCACGUGAAGGACGACAGCGUUGGAAAAGUCUUGCAAAACGUGCUUCUUUUUAAUAAACAUGUGCACAACAACGCUGCGACACUUCCAAAGGCACAAUUGGGGCUCAACGGCAGCUCAACGAGCCAACACUUCAUCUGGGGGUUUCCCCAAAUUCUUCCAGAAAAAAAUGGGUAGCCUACCCUUCAUUGACUAAAAACAAAAGUGGCCAUAAGAUGCACAGCAACUGCCGACAGGAAAUAACGAGGCGGCCAUUUUGGAUUCUCUGUGCCCCAGUUAGGGGAAGACUUGACUGAGGCACCUUUGGGUGUUCAGAGAGCACAAAACAGGCAAAUUGGGCUGCACCACUUAAGAGGAGAACAACAAGCAAUAAGCAAUAAGGCAGCGGUAAUCCAAACUGAUGUGCUGACCGCAUCCACUUGUGGUGUGGCUGACUGCCGUGGCAGAUACUGCCCAUAACGUAACCAGGGCUGGAGCGCA